UGAAAUUGCAGAUUUGAACAGUGUAUCGAAUCUCUAAGACCACUUCAGUUCAGUCAGCCAGGAAAAAGUUUGCACAAUCGUCUGGAAAGCAUUAGUGAGAGAGGUGCUCGUUGUUUACAGUAACCUGAAUCUAGGAAACCAUUUCUGGUAAGAAUUAUAAAGAGGAGCAAACAUUUAGCAAAACGGGCAAAAGUCAUGAAACAAGAAAUGAACAUUCAAAUCAUGUUUGCUUUUUUAUGUUGCUCGGUUGUCAUUUCCAAUGCGGCCAUGGUCCCUCCAGGCUACAAAGUCACAGUUUUACAUGGUAAUCAUCGAAAGCAUUAUGCAGUACGAACAGAAGAUGGGAAAGAAUGCAAGUUCCCGUUCCGAUAUGGUGGGAGUGUUUAUCACAGCUGCAUUUCAAAUGUCUUCUCUCAGAAACGAUGGUGUGCUACUACACAUAACUUUGACAGAGAUCGCCAGUGGGGUUAUUGUGGCUCUCCAGCUGAAAACAUACAUGAUUUCUGUGAAGAGAACCCAUGUCGAAAUGGUGGCUUCUGUACCAAUAUCCCACAUUCACACUCAUUUAAAUGCAUCUGCAAAGAAGAAUUUACUGGAAAGACCUGUAACCAGGUGAAAUGCUAUGACCAGAGGCACCUCAGGUACUACAACACUGGAGAAACGUGGGGGAGAAUACACAAUGGCAAAGUGGAGCAGUGCACCUGUACCAAAAGCCUGAUCGUGUGCCAGCCUGUAAGAUAUACAGAAUGUUCCACCAACCCUUGCCAACAUGAAGGAACGUGCAGAUUGAUUGUUUCCACCGGCGAGCCCGUCUGUUUCUGCAGACCAGGGUUUGCUGGGCCACACUGCAGCCUUACCCCGGAGGCAGACUGCUAUCAAAACAAUGGAACAGAUUAUAGAGGCAUUGCCCAGAUCACUAUCUCAGGCAGUACCUGCUUACCCUGGAACUCAGACAUCCUGGGAGAAGAGCUUCACGUGGAGAGUGUGAACAAACGCCAUGCGCUGGGUUUAGGAGCACAUGCAUUCUGCAGGAACCCAGAUGAAGAUGAGAUGCCCUGGUGUUACGUAAUGAAGGAAACAGAGAUAUCCUGGGAGUACUGCAACAUUCUACCGUGUGUCAAAGGUCUUCAACUUUUUGUUUUUCCAGCUAUGGUAAUGUACAGGGAUCCAAUCAAGUCCUUGCCAACUGUCCCAAAGCCUAAGCCUGCCCCAGUCUGUGGAAAGAGACACAAGAAGAGAACUCAGAGGGGAAGGAUCAUCGGUGGGAGUUCAGCCUUGCCUGGCUUUCACCCCUGGCUGGCAGCCAUAUAUAUUGGCAACACCUUCUGUUCAGGGACCCUGAUCAGGCCUUGUUGGGUGGUCUCCGCAGCGCACUGCUUUGCCAGCAACCCCCUGAAAUCCAGUGUUGGAAUUGUUUUGGGUCAGCAUUACUUCAACGACACAGGCCGGAAUGCUGUGUCAUUUGAAAUUGAAAAAUACAUCUUUUAUGAUCAGUAUUCAGUAUUUAAUCCCACUCAACAUGAUAUUGUUCUGAUUAAGCUGAAGAAGAAAAACAAGGAAUGUGCUAGACGGUCCCAAUUUGUACAACCUUUGUGCUUGCCAGAAAACGACCUUACCUUUCCAGACCAUCACUACUGUCACAUUGCCGGCUGGGGACACAUGGAUGAGCAGAAGGGGAUAAAUUAUGCAGAUCAUUUACAGGAAACAAUAGUUCCCCUUGUGCCUUUUGAACAGUGCAGUAGCCCAGAAGUGUAUGGCACAGAAGUCACUUCAAAUAUGUUGUGUGCGGGAUACCUUACAGACUGUAGGAGAGACGCUUGCCAGGGAGACUCGGGAGGCCCGCUGGCCUGUGAACGGGAUGGCAUCUCUUACCUGUAUGGCAUCAUCAGCUGGGGAGAUGGCUGUGGCAGAGCAAACAAGCCUGGAGUCUACACAAAGGUUUCCAGCUACGUGGACUGGAUCAACAACAUCAUAAAACCAAAAGCACUAUCCUAAAUCACCUUGGCCAGGUUUUGCAGUAAUUACUGUCUAAACUUUUGCUACCCCUAGAUACAAUAAAGAAAAAUAAAAUUGAAGAGAGGUAUUAUUUUCUGGAGUACUUUAUUGCUUUUCCUAAAGGGUAAAGUUGACACAAAAUAAAGAGAAUGCUGAGGGGAAUUCAGUGGUAAAAAAAAAUACCUUUUAAUACACAGUUACAAAUAUUAUCAAUUACAUUUAACCCUACAUAGUACUGAAGAUGAUUUCAAAUACAACAUUUAGGGUUUGCUUUUUGAGGUUAUUUGUUGUAGUACAUUUUUAGUUGAUAAACCACUUUCCAGUUUUUACUUUUAAGUUGUACCUAACUAUAUUGUAUACUAUAUCACUAGUACACUUCAUAUUCUAGUAUAUAUCUAUAAACUUUCAUCUUUUUGUAAAGAAAAAGCUGCUGUUUUCAGUACGUAAACAUGUAUGAACAAUUUAUACAUUUUUUUUUGUAUUCAAUAAUAAUGCAUUAUGAAAUUAUGAAUGUAUUUUACUUAACUGUAUGUCAAUUCAAUAGGCCGUGCAUUAAUUUGUUCAAAAGUAUGUUAGAAUAAUUAACAAUGAUUAAAAGUUAUUAGCCAGUAAGCAUAAUUUAAUCACAAUUAGUUCCUAUAUCACAGAACACUACGGUGGUCAUUGUGUAAGGGCAAGUGGUAACAGUUUAAAAAGUUAAUACUUCAUCCGUUUUGUUAUGUAUUGUAUGUUGAACUCUCGGUGCUUUUUCAAUCAUUUAAAGAUAAAUAAAUUGAGAAAACCCCUGA
Messenger RNA from Acipenser ruthenus (sterlet), 2783 nucleotides. RefSeq names its product hepatocyte growth factor activator-like. Bases 196 to 1995 code for a protein of 599 amino acids. Gene Ontology annotation, cellular component: extracellular region. The transcript has 14 exons. Gene Ontology annotation, biological process: zymogen activation; blood coagulation. Lineage: Eukaryota; Metazoa; Chordata; Actinopteri; Acipenseriformes; Acipenseridae. Gene Ontology annotation, molecular function: serine-type endopeptidase activity. The record is from RefSeq and is a predicted model, not a curated record.